This is a messenger RNA of Pteropus alecto (black flying fox), 1966 nucleotides long. It is a transcript of the gene FGF7, whose product is annotated as fibroblast growth factor 7. Gene Ontology annotation, biological process: cell differentiation; positive chemotaxis; fibroblast growth factor receptor signaling pathway. Bases 450 to 1034 code for a protein of 194 amino acids. Gene Ontology annotation, molecular function: growth factor activity; type 2 fibroblast growth factor receptor binding. The record is from RefSeq and is a predicted model, not a curated record. Lineage: Eukaryota; Metazoa; Chordata; Mammalia; Chiroptera; Pteropodidae. Gene Ontology annotation, cellular component: cytoplasm. The transcript has 4 exons.
ACACACGCUCACACACACAGAGAAAAUCCUCUUGCCUGUUGAUUUAUGGAAACAAUUAUGAUUCUGCUGGAGAAUUUCUCAGCUGAGAAAUAGUUUGUAGCUACAGUAGAGAGGCUCAAGUUGCACAAGGCAGACAACAGACAUGGAAUUCUUGUGUAUCCAGCUGUUAUCAACAGAACAAAAUUCAAGUAGCAAACAGCGUCGCAGCAACUGAGCUUACUACAACCUGCUUUUAUAAGGAUAUACUAACAGAGAGUUUUAAAAGGAGGACUCCUGUAUUGUUAUCAGGAACUAAAAGGAUAAGGCUAACAAUUUGGAAAGAGCAAUACUCAUUCUUAAAUCAAUCUACAAUUCACAGAUAGGAAGAGGUCAAUGACCUAAGGGCAACAAUCAACUCAAGAUUUAAUUUUCAUUAUGUUAUUCAUGAACACCCGGAGCACUACACUAUAAUGCGCAAAUGGAUACUGACAUGGAUCCUGCCAACUUUGCUCUACAGUUCAUGCUUUCACAUUAUCUGUCUAGUGGGCACUAUAUCUUUAGCUUGCAAUGACAUGACUCCAGAGCAAAUGGCUGCAAAUGUGAACUGUUCCAGCCCCGAGCGACAUACAAGAAGUUAUGAUUACAUGGAAGGAGGGGAUAUAAGAGUGAGAAGGCUCUUCUGUCGAACACAGUGGUAUCUGAGAAUUGAUAAACGAGGCAAAGUCAAAGGGACUCAAGAGAUGAAGAACAAUUACAAUAUCAUGGAAAUCAGGACAGUGGAGGUUGGAAUUGUGGCAAUCAAAGGGGUGGAAAGUGAAUAUUUUCUUGCAAUGAACAAAGAAGGAAAACUCUAUGCAAAGAAAGAAUGUAAUGAAGAUUGCAACUUCAAAGAAUUAAUUCUGGAAAACCAUUACAACACAUAUGCAUCAGCUAAAUGGACACACAGUGGAAGAGAAAUGUUUGUUGCCUUAAAUCAGAAGGGUGUUCCUGUAAAAGGGAAAAAAACGAAGAAAGAACAAAAAACAGCUCACUUUCUUCCUAUGGCAAUAACCUAAUCAUAUAUGGUAUAUAAGAAACCAGUUCCAGCAGGGAGAUUUCUUUAAGUGGACUGUUUUCUUUCUUUUUUCUUUUCUUUUUUUUUAAGUAACCAAGAAAGGCUGGAAAACUACUGAAAAACUGAUCAAGCUGGACUUGUGCAUUUAUGUUUAUUUUAAGAGACUGCAUUAAAGAAAGAUUUGAAAAAUAUACACAAAAAUCAGAUUUAGUAACUAAAAGUUGUAAAAAAUUGUAAAACUGGUUGUACAAUCAUGAUGUUAGUAAUAGUAAUGUUUUUUCUUAAAUUAAUUUACCCUUAAGAGUAUGUUAGAGUUGAUUAUCUGAUGAUUAUUUAAAUAUUCCUAUCUGCUUAUUAAAUGGCUGCUAUAAUAAUAAUAAUGCAGAUGAUGUUAUAUAAGAUAUGUCAGACCUAAAGGCUGCUGGAAUGACUUGUCAGAUAAUCAAGCCAAUGCUAACUAUGGAAGAUGAGCAGUAUUUGAAAUGCUUUCCACUGAAAAAUUAUAAUUCACUUAAAUUCUGAUCAGAAAAAAAGGAAUAUUCUCAAAAAUUCUAUUAUGAGAUUGAAUCAAAUAGGUAGUUUUACAAAAAUAUAGGAUUAGACCAUGUUUCUACUUAUUAAUAAGAACAAAAUUCCUAAUGCUGCUCAAACUGAAAGGGUAUUGCUACAAAGAUGUUUUUCAAAAUUUUGUAUAUAAAUUAGCAAUAAUGAUGAUAAUACUGUACUUCAUCUCACUUGUCACAAAAUAACAUUUUAUAAUCCCUAAAAGUUAAAAUUCAAAAAUUUGUAAGUUUUUUUUCAAUAACAUAAUCUAUCUUUUGUAUCAUUCAUAUUCAGGAAUAUGGCUUUUAAUAAUGUUUUUUUCCCCCCACAAAUAAUCAUGCUUUUUUUCUGUGGUUAUAGCAUUAAACUCUAUUUUAAGAUGUAUUUGAA